Octopus sinensis (East Asian common octopus) is the source of this 3247-nucleotide messenger RNA. Its product is annotated as myosin-11-like. Gene Ontology annotation, cellular component: vesicle; actin cytoskeleton; cytoplasm. The transcript has 7 exons. The record is from RefSeq and is a predicted model, not a curated record. Lineage: Eukaryota; Metazoa; Mollusca; Cephalopoda; Octopoda; Octopodidae. Bases 44 to 3247 code for a protein of 1067 amino acids. Gene Ontology annotation, biological process: actin filament organization; vesicle transport along actin filament. Gene Ontology annotation, molecular function: microfilament motor activity; ATP binding; actin filament binding.
UCUCGAAUCUGAGCUAUUAUAUCUACAAAGAAAUGUAGGAGAAAUGCAAGGACAAAUGCUAAAAGAAUGGGCAGCCAAGAAACUACUCUGGAUUCCCUCUAAAGAAGAAGGAUUCACCGCAGGAACCAUAUUGAAAGAACAUGGAGAUCAAGUGGAAGUGCAGCUAAAGAACAGUGGGAUGAUUGUCAUGAUCGGAAAGAACGACGUGGAGAAGAUGAAUCCUCCCAAAUUUAGUAAAUCUGAGGACAUGUCUGAGCUGGCUUGUCUCAACGAGGCCUCAAUUCUGUGGAAUCUGCGUGAAAGAUAUUCCUCAGGACUAAUCUAUGCUGAGUUUAUGGUGGAAGGCAUUUCUAAGGCCACGUAUGAAAAGUUGUUCAACCACAUUGUACUCUGUCUCAACAGAGUGCUCAACAAGCACAAGCGACAGAACUACCAGUUCAUUGGGAUUCUCGAUAUUGCCGGUUUCGAGAUAUUCAAGGUCAACUCCUUUGAGCAACUCUGCAUUAAUUACACCAAUGAGAAGCUCCAGCAACUCUUUAAUCACCGAAUGUUCAUAAUCGAGCAGGAGGAGUAUAAGCGGGAAGGAAUUGAAUGGGAUUUUAUUGACUUUGGCCUCGAUCUGCAGCCCACCAUCGACCUUAUUGAGAAACCAAUAGGAAUCAUGGGCCUAUUGGACGAGGAGUGUCUAUUCCCUAAGGCCACGUACAAAACUCUAGUCCAUAAAAUCACCUCCAACGUCUCUUCCCACCCAAACUUUUGUAAACCCGACAAACUUCGUAAUCAGUGCGACUUUGCUAUCAUUCACUACGCUGGGCGAGUGGAUUAUUCGGCUGAAAAUUGGCUGAUGUGCAAUAUGGAUCCACUCAGUGACUCGGCUGUAUCCCUCAUGCAGAAUUCGACCAUGCCCUUCAUUCGGGAGAUAUGGAAGGAUGCGGAAUAUGUUGAUCUACAAGAACUCGAUUUGGAUGUGUUAUUGUUCAGAUUGGGAGCUACCAAAGUGUUCUUCCGCACGGGAGUAUUGGCUCAUCUGGAGGAAGAGCGAGAUUUGAGGAUUGUGGAGUUAGUGGUGGCACUGCAGAGCCGGGGACGUCAGGAAUACCAGAAACGACAACAAUAUAGGACAAGUGUUCUUGUUAUUCAACGAAACUGUCGGAAUUAUCUCAAACUAAGGCAAUGGCCUUGGUUUAGACUGUAUAGCAAGACGAAGGGGGAAGUACAGAAGAAUGAGAGAAAAGUGUGUGCAGAGUUGGCAGAGUUGAGGGAACUGAAUGAAGACAAGACAGCUCAGAUUGAGCACAUCCAUUCACAGUUAAGUGCCAGGAAUGAGCAGUGUCUCCAACUGACUGCUAAAUACGACGAGGAACUUUUACUGAAGACGAAAUACCUCAAAGAAAGCAGAGAUAAUCAGAAUAAACUCCUCUCGGUGACAGAAGAACUUGAGAUGGAAAUUGAAUCAAGGAAAAAACUAGAAAAGGAGAGAAGAGAAAUCUCCCAGCAGUUGUGUGACCUUCGGAUGGAGCAGGAGGAGACUGCUGAUAUUGGGGAGGCAGAAAAGAUACUAAGAAGAGAGAAGGAGGAGAGGAUAUCUGUCCUGAUGAAAGAGAUUGAGGAACAGAGAACGAAAUCUGAGCAAAUGUUGAAAGAGCAGAAAACCAAGUACAGUCAGCAGGCGGAAGCUCAUGCAGAGCAGGUUGAACUGCUCCAGAGAUUGGGGGAUGUGACAAGACGAUUAGAAGUAUUGACAGCUGAGAAGGAGGCAGGAGAGGACCUUGUUCGUCGUCUCAACAAAGAAAUUGAUGUUGUGAGAGGAGAGAAAGAAAGUCUAACUGCGGAGAAGGCACGACAGGACAAGACAGUCCGUCGUCUGCAGAAUGAGUUGGAGGAUGCCAACAUUCAGUUGGAAUCCUGUCAGGGAGUGAUUGCCUCAUUUGAGUCAAAGCAAAAAAAGUUUGACUCUUGUCUGCAAGAAGAGAAGAAUGGCAGAAAGAAUAUUUUGAAGGAUGAGAUUAGACAAUUCAAAAAGAAAAUCGAAGAACAAAAUAUACUCAUUGCAGAACAGGACGAUGAUAUUUACAUGCUACGGAAUGACAUGACGAGGAGAGAUGUGUCUUACCAAUCAGAUAAGACAGAGUGGGAAAGACAGGCCAGAGAGAGGACUGAGGAAUAUGAGGAGCGACUCCGUUCAAUGGCCAGAAAACUUAAAGAAUCGGAGAAUAUGUUAGAUGAUGAACAGAAGAGCAGACUUGUUUCAGCUUCCAGCAAAAAGAAAUUGGAAGGGGAGUUGGGUGCUCUGUCCUCAGCUAUGGCACAGCUUGAGUCUGAGAGAGAUAACUUGCUCAAACAAAACAAAAAACUUGGAAGUGGAUUGAAAGAGGCCCUGAGAGAGUCCACUGAGGCACAUGCUCGUGCUGAACAACAUUCUGCCAAUUUAGUGCAAAGUCAGACCAAAGUCAAAUCUUUGACGAACGAAUUGGAAGAAGCUCUGAACACUGCCGGCUCUCUUGAACAAAUUAAAAAGGCAUUGCAGGAGGAGAGAGAUCAGUACAAGGACGAGUCCACAUAUAAAAACACCCGAUUAUCCUCUCUACAACAAGAGCUUGCACAAUAUAAGAGAACUGUUAGCAGUCUACAAUCCGAGUUGGAGGAAGAAGUCAACAGCCAUGAAGAGUUGGAGGAGCUCGUUCGCAGAGUUCAGUCGCAACACGAACAGUCGUGUCAAGAACUGGCAGUUGAGAGAAAUAAGGCCGUCAGAGCUGGAGAUCUGCUCUCUACAUCUGAGAGACAGAACAGAGACCUCAAAAAUCGAAUUGCUGUUUUGGAAGAGGACUAUGCACGAUCAAAGACAAGUGCUUCCGCUGUUCAGGUCCUUGAACAGAAAGUCGCCAAAGUUGAGGCACUCUUGGAAUCUGAGUCGAGGUUGUUAUGCUGUAAUAAGAAUUCCAGAGAUCGAGAAAGUGCUCUUCGUUCCGUGAGGUCUUUGGAAAGGAAACUAAGAGAAUCACAACAAAAUGUCGAGGACGAGCAUAGAAUGGUCGAAUCGUUCAAAUCGCAAGUGGAUAUGGCCAAUUCGAGAAAUAAAUUGUUGAAGCGAAAUAUGGAUGAAGCUGACGACGAGUUGAAUGCAAUGAGAAGUAAGUUAAGGAAGGUGCAGAAUGAAAGAGAUGAGUUGGUCGAGUCAGUGGAAAUAUUACAGCGUGAAAUUGCACAGAAAUCCAGAUAUGCGUUUGUGUUGGAUUUUAAUUUUUAA